Messenger RNA from Hydractinia symbiolongicarpus, 2237 nucleotides. RefSeq lists its product as uncharacterized. The transcript has 6 exons. The coding region runs from base 774 to 1820 and encodes 348 amino acids. NCBI's taxonomy places the organism in Eukaryota, Metazoa, Cnidaria, Hydrozoa, Anthoathecata, Hydractiniidae. The record is from RefSeq and is a predicted model, not a curated record.
AAUUGCAUGAAGAAGAAGUGGAAGCUAGCAACACAUGUGGAACACAAACUGAUUCUCCUAUUGUCGUUAGUAAACCAAAAGUUGUCUUGCGAUCUAUUGGUACCCAGACUUCUCCAAUUAGUGUCAGAAAUAUGGGGUAUCAAGUUAAUAUGCGACCUCGACACAGAAGUCAAUGUGUACAAGUAACGCCAGAUACAACAAACAUUCACUGUCAAACACGUCUUGACGGUAAUUUAAAUUCAUUCCUUAUAAUUUUGUUUAAAAUCAAUCAUAUCGUUAUUAAAUUUUGUUUCUUUUUUCCUAGACCAAGGCGACUAGGACAAAGACGACGAUGUUGAUAACGAUGAAAAUGUUGAUGAUGAUGAAACUGAUGAAGAUAAUUACGAGUUUGAUGAUGAUUGUGACGACGAUAACAUUGUCCCCCAACUUAAUAGUACCACUAUUGAAAAAAUGAGAGACCUGACUCCAGAUUUCUUCGCCAACAUGCUGGGAUUAUCUUCAAUAACAAGCAGCAACAAGAGUUGUAUACACAACGUAGACGAAGAUGAUGAGACAAAUGAAGAAGAAUUGCACGAUGUAUCAUUCAACGAUUCCUGGUUGAAAAAGUCAGAAGAGCGGUAAGAAUUAAAAUUUCGCACAAAACAUGAAUCCGUUGCGUUAUAUAUACUCUAUGCUUGAUAUUGAUUUUCACUUAACAUAGCUGUGACAAGACUGAUCCUACGUACGAGCCGGACGUUGAAGAAGAUUACGAGAAGAUUAAUCUAGUAAUUCCCAUGCAAAAGAAAGAGCGAAUUUUCUUGGUGUUUGAAUUCUGCCUAAAGUCACUUUUUAAGUACUGUCCAAAAUGCGGCGUAGGACUGGAUUCAACUAUGACUACGGAAGUCCCAAAUACUGGUACACAGUUAAAACUCAAAUUUAAUUGCAUGAAUGGCUGUGAUUCAUCUUGGGUAUCACAACCUGAAAUGCAAAGUACACGAGGAUUAGGAAAUUUGUCCAUAACGUCAGCGAUCGAGAUGGCUGGAUUACAAUUUAACAAAAUGAAACGAUUCGCAAAAGUAUUAUACUUAAAAUUUCUGGACAGCAGCACUUAUUACCGUCUACGAGGUGACUAUGUUUUUCCAGAGAUAUAUAAAGCAUGGAGAAAACAUAAGUCUAAACUUAUUGACGAUAUAAAGCAAGAGGAUAGGCAGUUAGAACUCGCCCUUGAUGGACAGUGUGACACUCCUGGACACAAUGCAACAUACUCAACAGUAUCUGCAAUGGAUGUCAAAACAAACAAAAUUAUUGAAUUCAACAUUGUCCAUGUUCGCGAGGUCAAAAACUCUCAAAAUAUGGAAAAGGAAGGAUUUAUUCGUUGCCUUGAAAACAUUCAGGAAAAACAUAAACUUCAAAUAGAAGUGGUUGCUACUGAUAGACACGGUCAAAUUCGAAAAUUGAUGAGGACCGAUCCUCGCUUUAAUCACAUCUUUCACCAAUUCGAUCCAUGGCACAUUGCUAAAGGAUUUGUGAAAAAACUGACUAAAGCUUCAAAGAAAAAGGGGUUCCAUCUGCUGGCAGAAUGGGCCCCUGCGACAGUAAAUCAUUUAUACUGGUCUGUUUUAACGUGUAAUGGUGAUCCGAAUGACUUACGAGAGCGUUUUUGUUCCAUUAUGCAUCAUGUUGUAAACCGCCAUUCCAAUUUCGUUGGAAAUAAAAAUUACCUAAAAUGUGAACAUGGCGAACUCAACGACACUGACAUUCGACGCAAGAAGUGGUUAAAGAAAGGAACGCAAGUUAUGAGAGUUCAAAUCUAUUGUUCUUCAAAGACAAGUUGUCGCUGAUCUUUCCCACAUGACCCGAUUGGUCUAUACCACAUUGUUGAAAGUAUUUCAUAGUGUCAAAAUCCGUUAUCUCCCCAAAUCCAUUUUUUUCAAUAUGGAAAAGAUGAUUGCGGGUACUCAGUUAGCCAUUUUGGAUCAUAACUUAAAUGUGGAUAGAGAACAGGAGACAUCUAAAAAAGCUGAAAAAGAGGGCAAUGUGAAACCAAUUUUUCGCAUUGCCUAUAGCAAACCAACAAAACGUUUUGUCGCCAAAAAGGAGAAAGUCGCAAAAGAUUAUAAUUACCUUGUUGACAUACUCGGUAAAAUAAUCACACGAGUUGAAGAAAAUAGAAAGGUAACCACGGAAAAGCGCAGCAAACGUAAGCUCAGUUUGACUGUAGCACCAUCAGAGAGAGAAGACCGUGAAGUUAUCAUUGA